This is a messenger RNA of Chelmon rostratus (copperband butterflyfish), 1774 nucleotides long. RefSeq names its product selenoprotein P2 (gene selenop2). Gene Ontology annotation, biological process: selenium compound metabolic process. Gene Ontology annotation, molecular function: selenium binding. The record is from RefSeq and is a predicted model, not a curated record. Gene Ontology annotation, cellular component: extracellular region. NCBI's taxonomy places the organism in Eukaryota, Metazoa, Chordata, Actinopteri, Chaetodontiformes, Chaetodontidae. The transcript has 5 exons.
GGGGAAGUGCUUCAUCAACCCCACAGGCUUUAAAAGCAACAGGGGUCGACUGUCUGUUUAUGUGGGUCACAGGACAGAGAGAGGACAGAGACUCAGUCCAGCCAGGGAGGGACAAUGCACUGUCUCUCGUCGCUGUGGCUGUACGCGGCCCUGCCAGGUCUGCUGUGGGCCUCCCAUGUCACUCUGAUAGUGGAGGGGGACAAUGACGCCUCCAGGAUCUGCAAACCUGCCCCCCACUGGGAAAUAAAUGGACAGGCACCCAUGCAAGAGCUGCUGGGAAAUGUGGUUGUGGUGGCGCUGCUGAAGGCCAGCUGACAGUUCUGUCUCACUCAGGCCUCCAACAUUGGAGGCCUGCGUGGCAAGCUGAACCGCAGCAACCUGACAGAGGUGUCCUUUAUGAUAGUAAAUGAGCGAGAGGCUCAGUCCAGAGCCAUGUUCUGGGAGCUGAAGAGAAGAGCGCCCCCUGGAGUUCCCGUGCACCAGCAGUCUCCCUUUCAAAAUGACGUGUGGGAGGCUCUGGAUGGUGACAAAGAUGACUUCCUGGUCUACGAUAGAUGCGGCCUGCUCACCUUCCAUAUAGUGCUACCUUACAGCUUCCUGCAUUACCCCUACGUAGAGGCUGCAAUCAGAGCCACUUAUCAUAAAAACAUCUGCAACUGCUCCGCUAAUUCUACCGUAUCAAGUGGCAAGAACAUCCCAGUGAGGAACGAGACAGCGCAGCUUGAUGUCAUCCAGACGACUGCAGAGGUGGGAGACACAGCUCAUGGGGCGACCCAUCACCACAGCCAUCAUCAUCAUCACCCUCAUCAUUCCCGUCACCACCAGCACCAUCACACCGGUCACCAGAAUCAGCUCCAGCGUCAGCGUGAUACAAGUCAGAAUGAAACUCACAACCCCCAUCUUCUCGGUGAUCAUCACCACCACUCUCAGCAUCACCAUCACCAUCCUCAUCCUCAUCCUCAUCAUCAUCAGCAGCACUCUGGCAAUAAUAGUCAUCCUGCUGGAGUGGAAGCGGAUAAUUAGGAUGUCAGUUAAAUUAGUUGUGUUUUUUCUUUCUUCUUUCUUCUAAAUGUAGCUACGAUGGGUUUAUUUUACUUUUGGUGAAACAUUUUUGCUUUGAUGGACGAACAUACAGGUAAACAGCGGUGGAAUCUGUUUAAGAAGUAAUCAGAAGGUGGUUUCUCUGUUAGCAUGCCCACACCUCACUCCUCUGUGUGGAUGACGUAAUCAUCCCCACCCCGUCUGCUCCCAUUAAUGAAGUCUAUGGUGUAAAACCUGCUUGCAGGAUGCUGUAGACAGAUGUGUGCGGAGGGACUGGAUGGACUGAUGGAUACUGUCAUCCAGACAGAGAGGAUGUUGUACGCUGCUGCUGAGCAAACAGUCUGACAGAUUACUGUCCAAACAUUUUCCUUCCUGUUCAGUUUCUGCCUCUGUUAAUCCCGUCUUGUGCAGGAUCUGGAACUGACACGCUGUGCUGCGACAUUACUAGACGCAUAUAACAAGAGCUUCAAGAGUGCUGUCCUUUAUUCAGCUGCAUGUGCACCAGCAUUUUGGGAGGUGGUGUGAUGAAUUAGAUUAGUGUACUAAUCCAAUGAAAUCAGUAGAUAGAAUAAUUCACAUCUGCAAACACAGUGUUUUCACUUCCACUUGUAGUGAUGCAUAAUGGUACAGUAUUACUGGAUUAACAUGCUAUACGUUGCUGCAUUUAAUCAAUUUUGCAUAUUUGCUGUAGAUUUGAAACUGUUACUUUCCUACUUAUUGAUUAAUUACCUGA